AUGCCAACUCGAACGCCACCAGCCACUCUUGAGGUGUUGCGUGCUUCUUGCGUGAGCGGUGGUAUUCAGAAAUUUCCCAUCAAACGAGACAACGUACAAUUCAUCAAAGAACUCCUUGAUCGUGGCUUACAUAUGGAUACGCUCUAUACUCUGGAAGCCGUCAAUGCGCAGGCAAAGGAUAUCCUCGAGGUAUUUCUUAAAAAUGGGUGGAAUAUCAACCAGCCUAUAAGCGAGCUGAAACCUCCUUUGUUAGGUUAUGCUAUUCAAGAUAAGGAGAUGGUGGCUUGGCUUCUCGAUCAUGGGGCUGAUCCUAAUCGACAAUGUGUUAUUGACCUUACUCCACUUUCCCUUGCUAUCGAGAGCGCGCCAGUAUCAGUUAUCCAGCUCAUGCUUAAUCGUGGCGGAGAUAUUCGAAAAGGCCAACUUCUUCAUCAUGCAAUUGAACGGCAUUCGGAUAAUAUUACGGUCUUAAGCCUUCUUCUAGGGAAAGGGGCAGAUAUCAAUUCAACUAUGUACGAGGACCAUUAUCCUUCUCGGGCGCUAUUCUCUUUCAUGGGCCUCGGAACGCCUCUGCAUAAAGCGGCUGAACUCGGUAAAGCGGAUGUGGCUCGCUACUUGGUUAGCAAAGGAGCAAAUUUGCAUAAUAAAGAUGGAAAAGGUCGCACAGCUCUGGAUUAUGCGCAUAUGUUAAAUCAGCGGGUGGUGAUUCAUGCACUCGAGGAAGGCAAGUAG
This is a messenger RNA of Penicillium oxalicum, 732 nucleotides long. Its product is annotated as ankyrin repeat domain-containing protein. The transcript is spliced from 3 exons. The coding region runs from base 1 to 732 and encodes 243 amino acids. Lineage: Eukaryota; Fungi; Ascomycota; Eurotiomycetes; Eurotiales; Aspergillaceae. Gene Ontology annotation, molecular function: protein binding. The record is from RefSeq and is a predicted model, not a curated record.